CCGCCCUGGCCUCCCGGGCUGCCCUGGUGCCGCUCUCCCCGUCAAACGCUCUGUCAAGUCCUCUCGCCGUCAGGCGGCGCCCUGGGACUUGUGCCUCGUCGCCUGCGCCCUCUGGGCCCUCGGUCUCUCCCGGCGUCACAGACGCGCCGGGCCUGGUUUAUCCCGUUCUCUUGGCUCUCACACUGACACCUCAUCCCCAUGUCUCCCCACUGAAUCCACCCUGUUUGUGACGAGAUUCUCAAGGCCACAUUUCUCCAAAAUGCCCGGGUUGUCCCCCCUGAGGAGAAGGAGAUCUUCUGUGGGACGCCUCCUGCCUCCGUUUUCUUUUCAGCAGGGCGGAUGGGGAGCAUCACUGGCUGACAAGCUGGUCAGAAAAUGUGAUGUCCUGAAUCGUGGAUUUUCAGGUUAUAAUACUAGAUGGGCUAAAAUUAUUCUUCCAAGAUUAAUCAGGAAAGGUAACAGUUUGGACAGCCCUGUAGCAGUUACAAUUUUCUUUGGUUCCAAUGACAGUGCUUUAAAAGAUGAGAAUCCCAAGCAGCACAUUCCACUGGAGGAGUAUGUUGCGAAUUUAAAGAGCAUGGUGCAGUACCUGAAGUCUGUGGACAUCCCUGAGAGUAGAGUUAUUCUCAUCACGCCUCCCCCUCUCUGUGAAACAGCUUGGGAAAAGGAGUGCAUCAUACAAGGUUGCAAAUUAAAUCGCCUGAACUCGGUUGUUGGUGAAUAUGCCAGUGCCUGCUUACAAGUAGCCCAGGACUGUGGGACUGAUGUACUUGACCUGUGGACCCUAAUGCAGAAGGACAGUCAGGAUUUCUCAUCCUAUUUAUCAGAUGGACUACAUUUAUCACCAAAGGGAAAUGAAUUUCUGUUCUCACACCUCUGGCCGUUGUUGGAGAAGACCACCUCUUCCCUGCCUUUGCUUCUUCCUUACUGGCGGGAUGUAGUAGAAGCAAAACCUGAACUCAGUCUUCUGGGAGAUGGGGACCAUUAAGUUAAUCACAGAAAACUCAAGUUUGGUUUGUUAAUUUACAGAAUGUUUCCAAGAAGAUCAAAAAAUAGUUCUCAAGGCUAUUAAACUUUUGCUUAUAAUGCGUUUGCCACCAAUAUUAAUAAAAGUACUAAGAUUUUUCAGGAAACCUUAUACUUGGGUACAUUAUGUUUUGAAAUUAUUAAAUAUUUAUUGAUUGAUGCAGGUACCAUCAGUGCCACUGCUACAAAAAUAUACCCUGAGCAGAUGCUGAAUUCUGUAAAUGGCAAAAAGGUGAAGACAGUUUUGUUUUUUGAAAAGAAUUUUAUAAAAAAUGGGUUUCUUACAUUCUGCUGGAAACUCUUUCACUUUCAUACAUACACCCACACACCCCACUCACCUUAUAUUCCAAAAGUGUAACUAAAACAUAAGAAUAUUGUGAAUAGUUAAAAGAUAGCAAAUACCAAAGGGUACAAGUUCAAGUAUUAGUGUAACAGGUAUCCACGUAACAAACAUCCUUAGGAAAAAGACAUCAUUUGUCACAGGUUUGGUUAGUUGCCCUCAGUUUACAAGUUAAAAUGUGUUGGCUGCUGAACACAUUUCAGUACUUAAUUAAAAAAAAAAGCUUUUAACUAUAAUUUUAUGGAAAUCAAUUCAAUCUGGUCAUUUUUAUCCUUCACACAGUAAAUGCAGACCAUCCAGAAUCCUGAUGCACUAUAAGAAGUUAUGCACAUAUACACUUAUAGGUCAAUAAAACAGGUAUGUAAGGUAUCAAUCAGCAGCUGCAGCAUCCCGACCAGAGCAGCACACCCUAUCCAUCCCAGACCACCCCUGUUCUUUUAGUAAGGAAUACCUCACUCCCACUCAUCCACUACUGUUGGGAAACAGGCAACCAUACUCUGUUCUCUGGAAGUGGCUGGUGAAUUUUUUUAAGAGCAUGGUCACAAUACUAGGGAUGCACAAGGUACUUACAAAACACAGAAAAAACACCUAGCAAAUGGGAGCCCUAAACAGUUGAAAGGAUUCUGGAAUUCCAUUGGUUAAUAUUAUUUGUAACCCUCACUAUAAGCUACAGUUUUAAUUCUAGAAGAUAUUAAGAGAAUUAGAGACAUAUUAACCCAAAUUAUUUCUAAAUUUAGACGUGCAAUUCUCCCUGCUGCUGAAAGCUCUGGGUAAAACUAAGAAUUAGAACCCACUUUUAGGAGAUAAUUUAUAACUAGGUUUUAUCUCACUCCUUUGUCUUUACUUGAAGGCAAAAAAAUAAGUUUAUUCUGUGUUUCCAGUUGUCUUCACAUAUAACUGCUAAAUAACUCAUUAUAUUCAGUGGAUCAUUACAGUGUAUAAAAAAAAAAUCAUCCCCCUAGUCAGUGCUGUUACCAAUAUAAAAGGUUAAUUUACAAAAACGUAAAUAUGCACAACCUAAUUCAGCUGUAUUGUUCUACUUUUGCACCACAGGUUGAAGGAUAUUUUAAAGAUCAAAAAAACUAAAACCUGAAAGGCUGGAAGUAAGCUAGGUUCAUCUUACCUCUUGAAAAGGAAAAAGGCCUAACCACAUGGUAUUAUGUACGUGAAGGAAGUUCAAACACAUGACCAGCAUCUGCUGUUAAGUCACUUCCUUAUUUCUCCCAAAUCUUCACAAAAGAGAUGCAGUGAUUUUAGGUCAAAUCUAUAAAAAUAUUUUGCAUGCUUAGAUCAAAGAGCUUAGAAAGGAAAUGCCUAAACUAGCACUCUGUUUCUUUGCUGUCAACACGAUUCUGACGCUGUAACUUAAAGGAGGAUGCCUUCUCACUUCUUGUGACGGGACGGUCCGUGAGAUCUUCAAAAGACUUUGCUGCAGUGCUGUUUGGGAAAGGGUCCUUCUCAAACACAUCUUCAUCGAUGUGAGAGUCGGUGCUGGGGUCUUCCUGGAUAGUGUCCAUCCUCUGGUGGUCCAGUUUCGGAGGCACAGCAACUGGGGGCAUCACUGGGGCAGGCUGCAGGGGCUGGAGACGGCCAGGAGUCUGGGGCGUAGGAAACGGUUUAAUAAUGCGAACCGAUGCUGAAUCCAUGCUACUCAGCAUCUCAACAUUCUGAAAAGACAUGGGGGUAGUUGAUACCGGAAAAGAUGAAUCGACGUUCACAGUUCCAACCUUACCCACCAAACUGCUUUACCCUGUUCACACUGCGAUCCCUUGUGCUGAGUAAAGCACUGGGCGAGAGCUCACUUAACCCAAGAAGUGACUCAAAAUAGCUCUCAAUUGUCCUGCCAGUUUAAUUGUGCUGUUGGUUUACUGUUUUGAGGACCCAAAAGAGAAUGCUCAAGAAACAAGCCUAUCAAGAUCUCAAGACAGGAAAAGAUCUCAAAAUAUUAACUACUGUCAUAAUGAACAUCUAAAUCGUCCCUUACAGCUGUGAAGGGGAAGGGGAGAACAGCACUUCUCUUUUUAAAUCUCCAUCGUGCUCUUCUCAGUUUACCUAACACACAACCCACAGCCUUCCUGCGGUGACAGGGCCGCCCACUAGCAGAGGAAGGCUCAGGUCUAGGCCGCUCACUUUGCUUAAGAGCGUCUUAAAGUGCAACUGAAAGCGUUUUCUUUCAGGUGUAUACUUACACUGGGGUGAAAGAGAGACAGAGAUUCAUACUGCUUAUCCAAUUUCUUAUCCUAGAAAGAAAAGAACAGGAAGAAAAAGGUUAUUCCUAUAAAUGAAAUUCAGUUAAUAAGCUCCCAUUUCUUACAGGUACUGCUAACAUUAAAAGAAGAACUUAGAACCUGAGUUGUACAAAGUGGUUAGUAGGUUCAACAGAUAGUGAAUUUCUCAAAUUCUGCCACCAGUCUGAAGCGUUUGCAUCAAAAAAAGAAACACAUUUUUUGGCAUUAAGUUCUGAAAUAGACAAAGUUUAAUUGCUAUUUUCCAGAGAUUUCUCUCCCUAUGGGCAGGAACAUAAGGGCGUUUCCUGUUGAGUGGUCAGAGCAGACUACCAGUUCCUGACCCACCAAUUAAAGGGGCAGCUCGUAGGAAGGCUUAAGGUUGGCUAUACUCAGAGUUUCACUCAGCAUGACCUCAUCGCCCCAGCCCGCCACAGCCUUAUAUCAUUCUCAGCCGUUUUCACAGCUUCUGUGGCCCACAACUCCGGUGGGCAGGUAUCUAUUGCAGGAAUUAGGCCUCUAGUUCCUACUUCAUACUCCUCCAGAAGGCUGACACAUGGGGCCACCACUGCCCCAAUCCAGGCCAGUGGCUGAAGAAUAACAGGUGACAAAGGACAAGGCAAGAGACCAGGCCCAAGAUCACAGCCUCAGCUUCGAGUCUGAGUGCCAGGAACAUGACUAUGGCCAGAAGUCAGUCUGCAGGCAAGGAUCAUGCCUCACAGUUCACCUUCCACUGUAAACAAAGGAGUUCCACUCCCAAGAGCAACCUAGCGGAUGGCAGUUUCCUCCAGAGACAGAGCGUCAUCUGUCAAAGCUUCAACACGUCACCUUUAAACAGCCUUAUUCCAGCAGGGGCAGGUGCUCCCUCAAAUGUCCCUGAAGAGAAAUUCUCAGCGAGAUGGCCAUCGUGCUCACCACUCUGAGGACAGAUGCGCGGUGAGAUGGCUACGGGCAAGAUAAUCCAGAGGGAAAAGAAAAGGUAGCAGAAGGCCUGGCAAAAACUUCCUGUCGUUAGAGUUAGCUGGGCUUGAACCUUUCAAGUGCUCAUAUGAGGGGUGCCAUGAAAGCACUUUAGAAUACAAGUCUGGAUGCCUAGGUCUGAUUUCCUCAUCUGUAGAGCAAACAAAUCUCCAUUUUCCCAUAGAAAGAAGGUGAAUGGACUUUUAAGAAAUGUUUUAAAGGGCCUGAAGCUCAUGAAGUACCUGGACUUCCUAUUACUUGCUGGGAACAAGAAUAAAAAAAGAUAGGUCACUAUUAACUCGGAGGAUUUGAGUACUCUACAAUAAUGCCAAGAAUCUAUGGGUAACAUCUUUGGAAUGAUGAUGCUUGACAUCUGCUCUAUUAUAACAAAUUUAGCCUGAAAAUGCUCUUGGUUAGAAGCUUUAGUCAUCAAAGGUCCUAGACAGAAGUCCAGUGAAACAGCCUCCUGUGCUUGUUAGGCAUAUAAACUCCUCAAAGAUUACACGCUAGAAAAAAACACCCAUAAAAAAUGUAGUUCUUUCAAAGGACUAUUAACUGAGUCUUUUAAAAGAUGUUUUCCUAAGGAUAGCACCUAAAAACGUCACUGGAAACAUCAAGGUUAGAUUUUGCUAAGAACAAAUUACAUCUUCUCGAAAGACUAUAUGGUUGGAGUUGCCCAGUUUUAAGAUGUUUCAGUGCUUGAAGACUGUGACUUACCACACAGUGAACCAGAAUGCUGAAAGGGAUCCAAAAUACCAAGGAGAAAACCAGGACUGAACCAACAAUGUUGUCUGCCAAGAACUUCCCUGUGAACAAACACAAACAUCGAAUGUCUUGGUCAGGUACUACAGAAAUCUAAAAUUAAAUGCUCUCAUAAUAUUAUCAUUGUGCUAAAUGGCACAGAGUUGCUGGCUAGAUGACACCACCAACACAGUACUGAGAACAGUGUCUGAGCACCUAUGUUAGACCUGACCAUCUCUCCAAAUCAACCAUUGCUUUAAAGACAUCGCCCUGACAGACUUGUUGAUAAGGCUAGCUUACAAAGCGUUUAACAUAUUCCCUGGAGUAAAUGUGUCAAGAGACUAACAGGGACUACUUAUUACUGGUAGUGACUGCUUAAGACGACAAGGUUUUUGUUAUCUGGGUAUUAUUUUUGUGACUAAAUUCUCAAUUAUGGACUCUAGAGGACAUAAACAACUGCAAAACUCUGAGGAUCAACUUCAAAUGACUCUUAAAACAGGAUUCAGACUUAAAAUCAACUGAAUGCUACGUAUGCUAUCAUGUAUUCGUUUUUUAGUACAGAAGGAAGCCGAUAUUUUGACUAAAGUAUUGAUUUCCCUUGUCUGAAAAUCUGUGCAUCCAAACUACAGAGGGAGAGGCUUAUACUGAGUCCAUUUUAUUCUAGCGGUCAAGGUUAUUUUAUAACAACAGUGGUAAAUAUUUCUGUCUUCUAUUUCAAGAUUAGACCAUAUCACUCUGAAUCCACACUUUCCUAAUGCCAUCACAGCAAUUAGCUCCGUUCUAAGAACAACCUAGGGAAAUCACUUACCAAAAGUAUUGAUGCUAAGCUUGUCAAUGAAACUCCAAAAUCGCUCAAUGACAUCCUGCACUCGUUUCUCACAUUUGCCCUGUGAGAAGAAAACAAACAGCAUUACCCACACACAAUGCAUUUAGAAGCAACAUGGCUUUGUAAACAUAACUGACAUGUAAAAGGCUUCGGAAAAAUCAAAUAUGUAAGGGCCCAUCUUUGACAGUGGGUAAUAAUUUAAAUAGUAUAGGUACCCAAGAAAGCAGGAUAUAGUGUCAUUGGCACUUUCACAAUUAGUCGAUUUUGAUAAAUAAGUUAGAAUUACCAGGAGACAAAACUCAAGAAAAGCUAGUUUAUUAAGAUGGGGCCAUGUCAGCAAGGACUGUAAUGAUAGAACACAAGCACAAAGAGAACAGGAAAAAACAGACUUCCUAAAGAAUCCUUUCUAAACUUUUUUGAAAAAUUCUGGUUCUGCAGCAAAAAAGGAUCUGACUUAGGUGAGUCAAGCAGCUUUGCAGGUCUUUCCAGCUAUUCAGCACCUGUUUCAAAAUCACGACUUGAACCACUUUGCAAUCUUAGUCAAUUUUAUAAUUAUAUGGAUUGAAUUAUGUCCCCCGAAAUAAUGUGUUGUAAAUCCUAACCUCUAAACCUGUGGUUAUAAUCCCAUUUGGGAAUGGGUUGUCUUUAUGUUAAGAGGCAGGAUUGGUAUAGGGUAUAUCUUGAGUCAGUCUCUUGAGAGAGAGAAUAAACAAGUGAGCAGAGGAGAGACAGGAUAAGCUGACAAGACAAGGACCUUCCUCCAGAGCUGACACAGGCAGAAAGCCUUCCCGCAGAGCCAACACCCUGAAUUUGGACUUCUAGUCUCCUAAACUGUGAGAAAAUAAUUUCUGUUUGUCAAAGCCAUCCACUUGUGGUAUUUCUGUUAUAGCAGCACUAGAUAACACAGACAGACCCACUGCCUAAAAACAACUUUUCAAGAUGUACCAGCCAAGGACAGAGUCUCCUGCUAAGGAGAGCUCAUACCCAGUUACCUGAAAGCACUUGGCCUUUUCCUUCUAAAUAAUGCUCAUAUAUACUAAAAUACAAACAUUCUUUUAAACAAAAACAAUGAGAAAGAUAUGGCAGCAUUCGUGUUUUGAUUUCCUCCUAUUUGCAAAACCAAAUGUUUACAAUAUAAAAACAUGCAGUCUGACUUUUACGGAAAAAAAAGUCAGAGGCUGUACCUUAUUAAGUAAAUACUCACGUUCAUGUCACAGAAACCCACUGUACAGGGCUUUCCUUUCCUCAGAAAUAAGUUCUUUUGUUCAGCAUCGACAUAGGGCACGCAGCGGCCAGCGCGGUCCCGGCAGCACACCUUGCAGGAGUUGUCAGUUUCUGCAACAGAGAACACGUGUCGGCAGCUGGAGACCCUCAGAGACAUGGCUCCCUCCUUCCUCUCUUUCUUCUCUGGUCAUGCUCUCAAAGAGGGGAGGCAUCACAUUUGGCUUUUAAUUCAAAAGCUGAUACUGUCCAUAUUUCACCCCUGGGGAUAAUUCCCGAGUUUACACUCCUCAGCGCUCAGUACUAACAAAGUUAAAAACUACUUACACAGAAAAUCUCCUCUCUUUUAUGCAUUAAGAAGCUUCUCUUAAAAGCCAAAUUAUUCUACUUCAGGUUCUUCAUAAUGCUCUUCUAAAAUGUUCCCCUUUUCCUGACAUUUUCACCACACGCUGAUGUAAGUCUUUGGCUUCCCACUGAAGGCUCAGCACUCCCGCGGGAGCCAAUGUCGUCUGUCCAUUGGAAAGCGUGCAGUGCAGGGGCUGAGCACCCACCACGGCGUGAGCACCCACCACAAAGUGAGCAUCCACCACAAAGUGAGCAUUGCGGCCUACGCGUCAAACUGCCCGCACAAGACCAACCUCUGACGGCGUAAGGAAUCCAAGUAACACAACCGCACACCAGAUGAGCCAUCUGGGCACACGUGUGAAUGGCAGACAUGUCAAAAUACUAAACUGGCAGUGUGUGCAGGGUAUGGUAUUUGAUUCGAUAGAAUGUCAGCAUUUAUACUGACUUAGGAAAAAUAAAAAUCAGCUUGAACACAAAAACAAGCAAAGCUACUAGAAAGGAAAAACAAAAUCCUUGCCAUCAUUCACUCUUUUAUCAAAUACUCAUUGGGCAUUUACUGUUGUCAGGCACUGUCCUUCCAGGGCACCCCAAGCCUCUUCCCAUCAUUCAGGAAAUUACUGACACGGCACCUACUGUGGUGUCCUCUUUGUUGACAUGUUACUCCACCAGGAAGGGCCACUUACUCCAUUCUGUAGAUGGUAAGCUCUCAACCCGGUGAUUUAAGCACCUGAGCUCUUUGAUUAUUUUACUUUGCAAAGAGGCAGAACCUUUCACCAACUGGAACGCUGCCUGGCUGAAGUGAAGGGGAAAGCACAGAGUCUAACCAGUCCCUAACCAACCCCUGAGGUACUUCUUCAGACCCUAAACCAAACCAAAAACCAAACCCACUGCUGUUGAGUCAAUCCCAAUUCAUAGCAACCCUAGAGCUCCAAAAAUAGAGUGAAAACCUAAAGAAAACUUAGAGGCCAGCAUGAUGCCACCAUUACAAGAGGCUCCCGCCUCAGGCUGCUCUGACAGGGAUCAGAGGGGAAAGGCCCGUUCCUGCUGACAAGGGCGAUAACCCUUCAUAUGGUGCCGGGGCCAGAUGCUGGAAUUAGCUGUGGGGCUGAAGUCUUGAAGGAGCAUCCUUGUUCACUGCCAAUGGCAAACAGGCAGCUACUGCUGCUUUCACAGUAUGUUUGUGAUGCAAGGAGAGAGGCGACAGACCCCCACCCAUGACAAAAUUCCCUCCUACCCCACCCCCAUGCCUGCCACACAGAGAGCCUGAAAAUGCAGCAAGAAAAAGACCCACACUGGGUUUCACUGUGACAACAGAGGAGCCAGGAUCUGAACCCAGGUAUCUCUCCAGACACUGGCCGGCCUCCACACUACCCUUGUCCCUGGCUUGGUUCUCACUGCCCUGGCCAGCAGUGAGUGGCCGACCAAGCCAGGCUUCCAAAUGGAGGGGUGGGCCCAAGAGACAAAUGCCAUCUUCUCCCCUGCAGGGACCCAGCAUGAAAAUGCGCUCACCGUUACACGCACAGGACUCCAGCUUCUGCUCCCGCUCACAGAAGGGAAUACACUUUCCAUCUUUACACUUGCCGAGAUCCAAGCAAACUGUGUCAUCGUCCGCAUUUCCAGGAGGGGGGCACUCACUGCUAUUACC
Loxodonta africana (African savanna elephant) is the source of this 9329-nucleotide messenger RNA. It is a transcript of the gene IAH1, whose product is annotated as isoamyl acetate hydrolyzing esterase 1 (putative). The record is from RefSeq and is a predicted model, not a curated record. Gene Ontology annotation, molecular function: hydrolase activity, acting on ester bonds. NCBI's taxonomy places the organism in Eukaryota, Metazoa, Chordata, Mammalia, Proboscidea, Elephantidae. Bases 260 to 988 code for a protein of 242 amino acids. The transcript has 6 exons.